Messenger RNA from Dromaius novaehollandiae (emu), 977 nucleotides. It is a transcript of the gene TMEM243, whose product is annotated as transmembrane protein 243. The coding region runs from base 75 to 431 and encodes 118 amino acids. The record is from RefSeq and is a predicted model, not a curated record. Lineage: Eukaryota; Metazoa; Chordata; Aves; Casuariiformes; Dromaiidae. The transcript has 4 exons.
GGGCGCAGCAUGAGGGCGCGGCCCCCGCGGGCUCCCCGCCGGCGGCCUGAGCGCCCCCCGCCGCCGCCGCCGCCAUGGAGGGCUUCGCCGCCCGCAGCUACGGCACCGGCGCGCUCGACAACCGGCCGCUCUUCGGCGAGACCUCGGCGCGGGACAGAAUCAUCAAUUUAGUUGUUGGUGGCCUAACGUCCUUGCUGCUUGUAGUCACUCUAAUCAGUGCUUUUGUCUUCCCGCAACUACCUCCAAAACCUGUGAAUAUAUUUUUUGCUUUCUGCAUCUCCUUGUGUUGCAUUUCUGCUGGCAUACUUAUCUACUGGUAUCGACAAGGAGACCUGGAACCUAAAUUCAGGAACUUAAUUUACUACAUAUUAUUUUCUAUUGUCAUGUUAUGUAUAUGUGCCAACCUGUACUUCCAUGAAGUGGGUAAAUGACUGACAUUGGGAAUACCCAGCAAUGAUGCUACUGUAUCAGACUGCUCUCAGCUCUACCUGAGAAACUUAACGGAGGAUAGUGCCUGAGAGGAGAGAAGUGGGUUGUGCAAGGAUAAACCAGUACAUGAUUUUCAUGUAAAUGUAUAUGUAAUGUCCCUCUUGUUGGGGAGAAUUAUUGCCAUAAGACAUGACAUUCUGCUUUUUUUUGAAGAGCUACUGUUGCACUUAAUGAACAUUCCAGUUGUACCAAUGUUUCAGAAUGGCACAAGCUUUUUCAUUUUGGAAAAAAAUGCAUUUUUUUAUUACUGUAAAAAUAAACUGCAGCCCUGCAAGGAUCUGUAGCAGUAUAAAUAAAUGGCAUCUUACAGUUACAUAAGACAAAUACUCUUUAUUUUGUUUAAACUGAAUAUACAAUUAUUUCUGUUCCCUAGGCAACCAUUUGAAACUACAACUUAUUUUUCACAUUAACAAAACCACAGACUGAAAAAGACCAACUCUGAUUAUGAAGAGCUAAUUACAGAAAUAAAUAAAAUAAUUUAUACAUGA